This is a messenger RNA of Histoplasma mississippiense, 1851 nucleotides long. RefSeq lists its product as hypothetical. The record is from RefSeq and is a predicted model, not a curated record. NCBI's taxonomy places the organism in Eukaryota, Fungi, Ascomycota, Eurotiomycetes, Onygenales, Ajellomycetaceae. The transcript is spliced from 2 exons. Gene Ontology annotation, cellular component: anaphase-promoting complex. Gene Ontology annotation, molecular function: ubiquitin ligase activator activity; protein binding; anaphase-promoting complex binding. Gene Ontology annotation, biological process: positive regulation of anaphase-promoting complex-dependent catabolic process; anaphase-promoting complex-dependent catabolic process; positive regulation of ubiquitin protein ligase activity. Bases 1 to 1851 code for a protein of 616 amino acids.
AUGGCUACUGCCACCGUCUCAACCCCUCUGAAGAGUCACCAUGGACUGUUCUCCUCCAAGACCGCUGGUGGGAGGAUGCCCCUGACACCGUCGCCCAGAUCUAGAACCACUAGUAUAGCCACCAAUGUGUCAAACCACUCCUCUCCCUUCACCCCUCCACGGCAAUCAUCCGAUUCAACUUAUGUGGCUGCUCAGUCAGUGUAUGGCGGUAAUCUCUCCUCCCAUUUCGCCAGAUCUAUUUCGAGAACGGUGUCAAGAACCCACCGAGAUUCUCCAAAGUCGAAUAUUGCCAAAACUAGAAAAUCUCCCCGACAUUUGGAACUGGGUGUUUCUGAUUGGACGUUGACUGGAACUGGUCCAGCCACCGGUCAGACGCCAACUAAAAAAAAGGAGCCUGCUUUCCGUUCAAGAACUUCAAAGACAACUAUUCGUCUUCCACAUAAUACGGCCGACCGCUUCAUUCCGAAUCGAUCGGCCAGCGAGGGUCUCGCGACUGCGGGAACUGCCAAGCCAGACGAGCACCAACGGCCAAAAACUAGCGAAGGCUCUGCAGUGCUAGCAAAUGCCGCUAGCGCGUUUCAUAUUGGCAGCAGGGAAAACGAUGACGACAUCGCAAGUGCCUUGGAAAAUCUGGGCCUGGACGACCACGACAACACUACCUAUUCUCGCCCUGCGCCAGAUGCCGUUGCAUACAAAUCAUCCCUUGCCUCCGCAUGCGACAUCUCCCUCAACACUCGCAUCCUUGCGUUCAAACCUCCUCCACCAGAAUCAUCCAAACCAAUCGACCUCCGCUCCCAGUACAACCGCCCUCUCAAACCAGCCAACUCUCAAUCUGCGCAAUUCAGACGACGAGUUCAAACGGCUCCAGAGCGUGUUUUGGAUGCCCCUGGCCUUGUUGAUGAUUACUACCUUAACCUGCUGGAUUGGAGUUCGGGCAACCAGGUGGCAAUCGGUCUCGAGCGCAACGUGUAUGUUUGGUCGGCGGAAACCGGUUCCGUCAACUGUCUUUUAGAAACAUCCCCCGAUACCUAUGUCAGCAGCGUGAAAUGGAGUGGUGAUGGAGCUUAUGUGGGCGUCGGGCUCGGCACAGGAGAAGUCCAGAUUUGGGACGUUGAGGAGGGCACCAAGCUGAGGAGCAUGUUCGGCCAUGAGACCCGUGUUGGUGUCAUGGGAUGGAACAAGCACACCCUAUCCACUGGGGCACGAAGUGGCCUUAUUUUCAACCAUGAUGUUCGCAUCGCCCAGCACAAGACUGCUGAACUUGUCUCCCACACAUCCGAAGUCUGUGGCCUCGAAUGGCGGUCCGAUGGCGCCCAACUUGCUACCGGAGGAAAUGACAACCUCGUCUCCAUCUGGGACGCAAGAUUUCUGAGCGCACCCAAAUUCACCAAGACCAACCAUCGCGCCGCUGUGAAGGCUCUUAGCUGGUGCCCGUGGCAAUUGAACCUCCUUGCUACAGGAGGUGGAUCCUAUGACCGCCACAUCCAUUUCUGGAACACCACCACUGGCGCUCGCACUAACAGCAUCGACACCGGUUCCCAGGUCACGAGCCUUCGAUGGAGUAACCACUACCGUGAGCUUGUGAGCUCCAGCGGUUUUCCUGAUAACUCCCUGAGCAUCUGGAGCUAUCCUUCCCUUGUUCGUAAUGUGGAAAUUCCUGCUCAUGAAACACGUGUGCUCCACAGCUGCCUCAGUCCCGACGGGCAAAUGUUAGCUACUGCUGCUGCCGAUGAGAGUCUCAAAUUCUGGAAAGUUUUCGAGCGGAAGCCUGGCACCACGGCUGCUGCUUCAAGAGAGGGAGCCGUUGGGUCCAAGGGAAGCCAAAUGGCCAAGCAAAUGACGAUUCGGUGA